GUGGCGGGUGUCACGAUGGCCCCCGAAAGACAAACACGUGGAGUACGGAAUCAUAGUGGCGAGAAAGAAAAAGGAGGGGUGAGAAGGGGAGGAAAGGAAGAGAGAAAGAGAGAGAAAGAGAAAGAGAGAGGCAACGACGACAGUGACGCUGACAGCAGCAGUAGCGAUAGUAGCGGCGUCAACAGAGACGACAAUGAUGAUGCUGAUGACGACGACAACGAUAACAAUGUCUACCAUGAACGGCGCUCGCACCGAACUAGGGAGAAGAAUUUAUGAAAGAA
Molecule: messenger RNA, 281 nt
Organism: Atta colombica
Lineage: Eukaryota; Metazoa; Arthropoda; Insecta; Hymenoptera; Formicidae
Product: pheromone-processing carboxypeptidase KEX1-like
Exons: 2
Coding region: 16-276 (86 amino acids)
Source: RefSeq, a predicted model, not a curated record